CGCGGGAAUCGCCCAGCAGUUGAAGCCAAAGAAGCAUCUAGAAUUCCAAGAACUUCGUAUUUUCUCUCUCUUUCAUUUCUCCUUCGUCGCGUAAAGGGAAAAAAGAGGGUAGACAAAUUGGAAUUCCAAAUCUCAACCGUCCGUUUAACAAUCUCUCCUAUAAGUCCUCUCCCCCACGCCAUUCUUUUAUUCUUCAGCGGUGUCCAAAACAAACAAUAGCAAAACCCCAUAAAAAAAGAAUGAAGAACAAAAAAAAGCAGUGUGAUUGAUUGAACUGAGAAAGAUCAGAGAUGUUUGGAAGAUCAGCGAAGAAGAGUAAUAACACGAGGUACUAUGAGAUUCUGGGUGUUUCGAAGAACGUAUCCCAGGAUGAUUUGAAGAAAGCUUAUAAAAAAGCCGCCAUGAAAAACCAUCCUGACAAAGGCGGUGAUCCUGAAAAGUUUAAAGAGUUAGCUCAAGCUUAUGAGGUAUUGAGUGAACCUGAGAAACGUGAGAUAUAUGAUCAGUAUGGUGAAGAUGCUCUCAAGGAAGGAAUGGCUGGUGGUGCUGGCUCUCAUGAUCCGUUCGAUAUCUUUUCAUCCUUCUUUGGUGGUAGCCCGUUUGGAGGUGGUAGCAGUCGCGGAAGAAGACAGAGACGGGGAGAGGAUGCCGUUCAUCCUCUGAAGGUGUCUCUAGAGGACCUUUACCUUGGGACCUCAAAGAAGCUUUCUCUUUCCCGCGAUGUGAUAUGCUCGAAGUGCAAUGGCAAAGGCUCGAAAUCAGGAGCUUCAAUGCAGUGCCCUGGUUGCCAGGGUUCUGGUAUGAAGGUCUCAAUCAGGCAACUUGGUCCUUCCAUGAUUCAACAAAUGCAACAUCCUUGCAAUGAGUGUAAGGGUACCGGCGAGACAAUCAAUGACAAGGACCGCUGCCCUCAGUGCAAAGGGGAGAAGGUUGUUCAGGAGAAGAAAGUGCUGGACGUCAUUGUAGAGAAGGGUAUGCAGAAUGGACAGAAGAUUACAUUUCCAGGCGAAGCCGAUGAAGCACCUGAUACCAUUACUGGGGACACAGUCUUUGUCCUUCAGCAGAAGGAACAUCCAAAAUUCAAGCGAAAGGGAGAAGACCUGUUUGUGGAACACACAUUGUCUCUGACUGAGGCUUUGUGUGGCUUCCAAUUUGGACUUACCCAUCUAGAUGGCCGACAACUUCUAAUCAAGUCAAACCAUGGGGAGGUUGUGAAGCCUGAUUCCUUCAAGGCAAUCAAUGAUGAGGGGAUGCCCCUGUACCAGAGGCCAUUCAUUAAAGGCAAAUUGUACAUUCACUUCACUGUUGAAUUCCCUGAAUCUCUGAGCCCUGAUCAGGUUAAGGCACUUGAGGCUAUUCUGCCACCAAAACCAACCUCUCAGUUGACUGAUAUGGAGCUAGAUGAGUGUGAGGAGACCACGUUAUAUGAUGUGAACAUUGAAGAGGAGAUGAGGAGGAAGCAGCAGGCAGCACAGGAAGCUUAUGAUGAAGAUGAGGAGACGCAUGGUAGUGCCCAGAGGGUGCAAUGUGCCCAGCAGUGAUGAAGAAAAAAACUUGGAAGCUGAUUUGAGUAGUAUUCAUAAAUUUAGGAUUAUGGAAGCUGAUCUCCCUAGUAGUUACGUAGAACUGGGAGUGUAUGGUUUGUUGCUACACAUGUCUUGCCUGGGUGGUGGCUAAGUGAUGCUGUUCUUGUUUUCCAGACAUUAACAGAAGAUGUGGGAUACUCUACAGCCUUUUUUUUUUAAUGUUUUCUUGGCAAAGAUUGCUAUUCUCAUGUAUUGUUUCUAGCUGUCUUAUACAUUCUUAGAUAUGAAAGAUACUUUGUUAACUGCAGCUAGAAAACCAUAAUAACAUCAUUUGGUUAACACUUAACACAA
Messenger RNA from Durio zibethinus, 1877 nucleotides. RefSeq names its product dnaJ protein homolog. The record is from RefSeq and is a predicted model, not a curated record. Gene Ontology annotation, biological process: response to heat; protein folding. NCBI's taxonomy places the organism in Eukaryota, Viridiplantae, Streptophyta, Magnoliopsida, Malvales, Malvaceae. Gene Ontology annotation, molecular function: ATP binding; Hsp70 protein binding.